Messenger RNA from Aspergillus alliaceus, 5804 nucleotides. Its product is annotated as trifunctional fatty acid synthase subunit FAS2. Gene Ontology annotation, biological process: long-chain fatty acid biosynthetic process. Gene Ontology annotation, molecular function: magnesium ion binding; 3-oxoacyl-[acyl-carrier-protein] synthase activity; 3-oxoacyl-[acyl-carrier-protein] reductase (NADPH) activity. The record is from RefSeq and is a predicted model, not a curated record. Bases 1 to 5577 code for a protein of 1858 amino acids. The transcript is spliced from 3 exons. Lineage: Eukaryota; Fungi; Ascomycota; Eurotiomycetes; Eurotiales; Aspergillaceae. Gene Ontology annotation, cellular component: fatty acid synthase complex.
AUGCGGCCUGAAGUCGAACAGGAACUCGCCCACACCUUACUGGUAGAACUACUGGCGUACCAGUUUGCAUCUCCAGUGAGGUGGAUUGAGACCCAAGAUGUUAUCCUGGCGGAGAAACGGACAGAACGGAUUGUUGAGAUUGGCCCUGCAGAUACCCUUGGUGGGAUGGCGCGACGAACGCUCGCAUCAAAGUAUGAAGCAUAUGACGCUGCCACGUCCGUUCAACGCCAAAUACUUUGUUAUAACAAGGAUGCAAAGGAAAUUUAUUAUGAUGUAGACCCCGUGGAGGAGGAGCCUGAGGCGCCCCCUGCAGCCAGCACCCCUGCUGCAGCUGUUCCUAUGGCUGGUACUGCGGCUCCUGCUGCAGCAGCCCCUCCGCCUCCUAGUGCUGGGCCCGCCGCCGCAGUCGAAGAUGCGCCGGUAACAGCAGUGGAUGUGCUCAGAACGCUCGUCGCACAGAAAUUGAAGAAGGCCCUGUCUGACGUGCCUUUAAGCAAAGCCAUUAAAGACUUGGUUGGUGGUAAAUCCACGCUGCAAAAUGAAAUUCUCGGAGACCUGGGCAAGGAGUUCGGAUCCACACCUGAGAAGCCAGAGGACACCCCUCUUGAUGAGCUGGGUGCUUCUAUGCAGGCAACAUUCAAUGGACAGCUGGGCAAGCAGUCAUCCUCUCUCAUUGCUCGCCUGGUCUCAUCUAAAAUGCCCGGAGGUUUUAAUAUCACAGCUGUUCGUAAAUAUCUUGAAACACGAUGGGGCUUGGGAUCUGGCAGGCAGGAUGGUGUUCUCCUUUUGGCUCUUACAAUGGAGCCUGCUUCUCGUAUUGGAUCGGAGGCUGAUGCAAAGGCAUACCUUGAUGAUGUGACCGACAAAUAUGCUGCCAGUGCAGGAAUCAGCCUCUCUGCGCCGGCGGCUGGUGGAGACGGCGGUGCUGGAUCCGGAGGCAUGCUUAUGGAUCCAGCAGCAAUUGAUGCCUUGACCAAAGAUCAACGGGCCCUAUUCAAGCAACAACUCGAGAUCAUUGCACGGUACUUGAAGAUGGACUUGCGCGCCGGCCAAAAAGCAUUCAUCACCUCCCAAGAGACCCAAAGAGCUUUGCAGGCCCAAAUCGAUCUUUGGCAAGCGGAACACGGCGAUUUCUACGCCUCCGGCAUUGAGCCCGCCUUUGACCCCCUCAAGGCUCGUGUAUAUGAUUCUUCCUGGAAUUGGGCUCGCCAGGACGCUUUGAGCAUGUACUAUGAUAUCAUCUUUGGCAGACUCAGGGCCGUUGAUCGUGAAAUAGUGAGCCAGUGUAUCCGUAUCAUGAAUCGUUCGAACCCCCUCCUCCUUGAUUUUAUGCAGUAUCAUAUCGACAAUUGUCCGACCGAUCGUGGCGAGACUUAUCUGUUAGCCAAAGAACUCGGCCAGCAGCUCAUUGAAAAUUGCAAGGAAGUUCUUGGAGUUGCCCCAGUUUACAAAGAUGUGGCGAUCCCAACCGGCCCUCAGACAACAGUUGACGCUCGAGGAAAUAUUGAAUAUAAGGAGGCUCCCCGGGCCAGCGCUCGCAAGUUGGAGCACUACGUGAAGCAAAUGGCGGAAGGUGGUCCUAUUUCCGAAUAUAGCAAUCGGGCUAAGGUGCAGAAUGAUCUUCGCAGUGUUUACAAACUCAUCCGCCGACAACAUCGCCUGUCCAAGUCUUCACAGCUACAAUUUAACGCGCUCUACAAGGAAGUAAUCCGUGCUCUCAGCAUGAACGAAAACCAGAUUAUGCCCCAGGAAAAUGGCAACGGCAAGAGAUCGAACCGGUCCGGACACAAGCACAGUGGCAGCCCUCGCGCAGGCAAGGUUGAAACUAUUCCUUUCCUGCAUCUCAAGAAGAAGAAUGAGCAUGGAUGGGAGUAUAAUAAGAAGCUCACCGGUACGUAUUUAGAUGUGUUGGAGUCCGCCGCACGGUCCGGUCUUACCUUCCAGGGUAAGAACGUCCUUAUGACUGGUGCUGGUGCUGGUUCGAUUGGUGCCGAAGUCCUGCAAGGCCUUAUUAGUGGUGGUGCCAAGGUCGUCGUGACUACAAGCCGCUACUCACGUGAGGUCACCGAGUACUACCAAGCAAUGUAUGCUCGCUAUGGUGCCCGUGGCUCGCAACUUGUGGUGGUUCCUUUCAACCAAGGUAGCAAACAAGAUGUGGAAGCCCUCGUGAACUACAUCUACGAUACAAAGAAGGGGCUCGGUUGGGACUUGGACUAUGUCGUUCCAUUCGCUGCCAUCCCGGAGAACGGCCGCGAGAUUGAUUCCAUCGAUUCCAAGUCAGAGCUUGCUCACCGCAUCAUGUUGACCAAUCUCUUGCGGCUCCUGGGCUCUAUCAAAUCGCAAAAGCAAAGCAAUGGGUUUGAAACGCGGCCAGCCCAAGUUAUCCUUCCUCUAUCUCCAAACCACGGCACAUUCGGCAACGACGGGUUGUACUCUGAGUCCAAGCUCGCCUUAGAGACACUCUUCAACCGUUGGUAUUCUGAGAGUUGGAGCAACUACCUUACAAUCUGUGGUGCUGUUAUUGGUUGGACCCGCGGUACAGGUUUGAUGAGUGGCAACAACAUGGUUGCCGAGGGUGUCGAGAAACUUGGUGUCCGCACCUUUUCUCAGCAGGAAAUGGCCUUCAACUUGCUUGGUCUCAUGGCUCCUGCGAUUGUCAAUCUGUGUCAGCUUGACCCUGUUUGGGCUGAUUUGAAUGGUGGACUCCAAUUCAUUCCUGACCUAAAAAGCCUUAUGACGAAGCUCCGCACCGACAUCAUGGAGACAAGCGACGUUCGACAAGCUGUGAUUAAGGAAACCGCCAUUGAAAACAAGGUUGUCAACGGAGAGGAUAGCGAAGCACUCUACAAGCGUGUUGUUGCUGAGCCUCGGGCCAAUAUUAAGUUCCAGUUUCCCAAACUCCCCUGCUGGGAUGAGGAAGUGCAAUCCCUUAAUGAGAACCUUAAAGGUAUGGUCAACUUGGACAAGGUAGUUGUUGUUACUGGUUUCGCAGAAGUUGGGCCUUGGGGUAACUCGCGAACCCGCUGGGAAAUGGAAGCUCAUGGGAAGUUUUCCCUUGAGGGCUGUGUGGAAAUGGCAUGGAUAAUGGGGCUUAUCAAGCAUCAUAACGGCCCACUGAAAGGCAAGUCCUACUCGGGCUGGGUUGAUGCAAAGACUGGGGAGCCCGUGGAUGACAAAGAUGUCAAGGCGAAGUAUGAGAAAUACAUCCUUGAGCAUUCCGGUAUCCGUCUCAUCGAGCCCGAACUUUUCAAGGGCUAUGACCCGAAGAAGAAACAGCUGCUUCAGGAGAUUGUAAUCCAGGAGGACUUAGACCCAUUUGAAGCCUCGAAAGAAACCGCGGAGGAAUUCAAGAGGGAGCAUGGUGACAAGGUUGAGAUCUUUGAACUUCCUGAAUCGGGAGAGUACACUGUGCGUCUCAAGAAGGGUGCCAAUCUCUUGAUCCCUAAGGCUCUCCAAUUCGACCGCCUUGUUGCCGGCCAGGUGCCAACUGGCUGGGAUGCCAAGCGGUAUGGUAUUCCCGAUGACAUCAUUGAGCAGGUUGAUCCGGUGACGCUGUUCGUUCUUGUCUGUACUGCUGAAGCGAUGCUCUCGGCUGGUAUCACCGAUCCUUACGAGUUCUACAAGUACGUCCAUCUAUCUGAGGUUGGUAACUGCAUCGGUUCUGGAAUUGGAGGAACCCAUGCCUUGCGAGGGAUGUACAAGGAUCGCUACUUGGAUAAGCCCCUCCAGAAGGAUAUCUUGCAAGAGUCGUUCAUAAAUACAAUGAGUGCAUGGGUUAACAUGUUACUGCUAUCCUCCACUGGCCCCAUCAAGACACCCGUUGGUGCUUGUGCAACGGCCGUUGAGUCCGUUGACAUUGGAUACGAAACUAUUGUUGAAGGCAAAGCCCGCGUCUGUUUUGUUGGUGGAUUUGACGACUUCCAAGAAGAGGGCUCAUACGAGUUCGCCAACAUGAAAGCUACCAGUAACGCGGAAGAUGAGUUCGCACACGGCCGUACACCUCAGGAGAUGUCACGACCUACCACGACUACCCGUGCUGGCUUCAUGGAAUCGCAAGGCUGCGGUAUGCAACUUAUCAUGAGCGCCCAGCUCGCGCUGGAUAUGGGAGUUCCAAUCCACGGUGUGAUUGCGUUGACAACCACGGCUACCGACAAGAUAGGACGUUCAGUCCCCGCGCCGGGUCAGGGUGUCCUUACUACUGCGAGGGAGAACCCCGGCAGGUUCCCGUCGCCCUUGUUGGACAUCAAGUACCGUCGCCGGCAAUUGGAUCUGCGUAAGAAACAGAUCAAGGAAUGGCAGGAGUCUGAGUUGCUGUAUCUCCAGGAAGAAGUAGAAGCCAUCAAAGCCCAAGGCUCUGAUUCGUUCAACAUGUCUGUAUACAUGCAGGAACGAGCUCAGCACAUCGAACGCGAGGCUGUCCGCCAGGAGAAGGACGCGCAGUUCAGUCUCGGAAACAAUUUCUGGAAGCAAGACUCCCGCAUUGCUCCUCUGCGCGGCGCUCUUGCCACCUGGGGUCUCACUGUUGAUGACAUUGGGGUUGCCUCUUUCCAUGGUACCUCUACCGUUGCAAACGAUAAAAAUGAAUCCGAUGUCAUUUGUCAGCAAAUGAAGCAUCUGGGUCGUAAGAAGGGCAACGCGGUCCUAGGUAUUUUCCAGAAAUACCUAACCGGACACCCUAAGGGUGCUGCCGGUGCUUGGAUGUUCAACGGUUGUCUGCAGGUUUUGGAUAGUGGUCUGGUUCCUGGUAACCGCAACGCUGAUAAUGUGGACAAGGUACUGGAAAAGUUCGACUAUAUUGUCUACCCCAGCCGUAGCAUCCAGACGGAUGGUGUCAAGGCAUUCUCGGUCACCUCGUUCGGUUUCGGUCAGAAGGGCGCGCAAGUGAUCGGUAUCCACCCUAAGUAUCUUUAUGCCGCCCUUGACCGCGCACAGUUCGAGACCUACAAGUCCAAGGUUGAGGCCAGACAAAAGAAGGCGUAUCGGUUCUUCCACAAUGGCUUGAUCAACAAUAGCAUCUUUGUUGCUAAGAACAAGGCACCGUACGAAGAUGACCUUCAGAGCAAGGUCUUCCUCAACCCCGAUUAUCGGGUUACCAUUGACAAGAAGACUUCUGAACUUAAGUUCCCUGCAGCACCCCCAAAGGUCGUUGAUAAAGGUGUCGAAAGCACUAAGCAGAUGGUUGAGUCGCUGGCGAAGGCUCACACUGUUGAGAACUCAAAGGUGGGGGUGGAUGUGGAAAAUCUUGAAUCGGUUAAUAUCGAGAAUGAGACUUUCAUCGAACGAAACUUUACAGCUGAAGAGCAGCAAUACUGCCGCAAAGCCGCCUCUCCUCAAGCAUCAUUUGCAGGACGAUGGAGUGCAAAGGAGGCUGUUUUCAAAUCCCUUGGUGUCUGUAGUAAAGGUGCCGGUGCUCCGUUAAAGGACAUUGAGAUCACUAAUGAUGCGACCGGGGCUCCUGUCGUUAACCUUCACGGUGCUGCAGCCGAGGCGGCGAAACAGGCUGGCGUAAAACAAGUCAGUGUCAGCAUCAGCCACAGUGAUUCUCAGGCAGUAGCUGUAGCAGUUUCUACAUUCUAAUGGCUUGAUGGGCAGUAGGGUUUAGAUAAUACGUAUUUAAGUAUAGAUAAUUUGAUAUUUUCUCGCUAGCCUUCAUGACACCUACAUUGAUUUCAUUUCCUGGUUUCGUCUAGUGUGGAUCAGUCAUUGUAUCGUUCACGAUUCUCUCGACACUGUAUUCAGUUUUAAUGCAUAAGUGUAGGCUGAAUAGGGUAAGUCUCUCUACUGCCUUGAUCCUAUUCAUCUCU